AAAAAAAUUAAAAAUUUAAAAGAAAAUGGUAUCCAGGUCCGUAUUUUAAAAAAUUAAGUUGAUGAUGGAUGGUAUCCUGAAGACGAAACGUCGGAUUUAACAUUACAAAACACCAUAUUGUAGAGCAAAAAAAAAAACAUGAAACUUUCAAAUUUGAAGAUUGUCUCUAAAAUCAAUAGUUUUUAAAAAAUUCGCCAAAAUUGUUUUAGGUGUUUUCCACAAAUCACCCUGUAACUAGGAAAUUGAUAAAAAUUUGGCAACAACGAAAAUAUAUUUUAAAUACCCUUCGAAAAUGGAAACUUUUCUCUAAUUUAACCGCCCUUGUAUCUCUUACCGUUUCUGAUAUACCAAUGGUGGCCCAUGGUAUUUUGGACACCCUGUAUACACGGAUAAAUAAAAAACACUUUUUAUUUUUUAAUUAAAAAAAAAAACUUUAUAUAAAAAAAUACAAAAAAAAUAGCACCUAUAUUGGUCUUUUUCGCCUAUCACAAUAAAUAAAAUACAAAACAACUAAGACAAAGAACUGAACGUUUCAAUAUCCAACAGUUUCUUAGUAAAACUGAAAAGUUUCUCUUGCAGUUCCACAUUUUCAGCUCUGUCACUUGCCGGAACCACCUGACAGUUAUCAAUUUUCCUACUUACCAUGAUCGAUAUAGAUUAAAAACAAUGCUGCCAAAUUAGGUAUAAACCUAUUUUUAAUAGUUUCCCUGAAAAAUAAGCCAAUUCUGAGGCCAAUUUACAAUUUUUCACAAACUCCAACACAAUUAAACCCAUAAAAACCCCUUUUAAUCAAUUCCCAUCGAAAACUUCAAAACGCCAUCAAACAAAAAUCGGCCAUGUCUAAGUUGGCAAUACCGCAUGACGAGAGUCGUUGUUGAAUGGCGUUGGUUCCUCGGCACUGUUGUCACUUUUUGUUCUAUUAUCGUAAUUUAGAGUGAAUUUUUUGGAAAUUUCCGGGGAAAUUCGCAAUUUGAACAUCCGCGGUACCUGCCGGAGUAGUUUUCCGUCCCCCCGGACCCGUUUGGAGUCCUAAAUCCCGGAAAUAAAGUGCGUAGCUGCAGCUAAAAUCUGGUUUAUGGAAGGUCGUGUCAACGCCACACAAAUCGGACUAUGGUGGCGCUUAAUUUGAAUCUUUAAAGAUAACGCACAAUUAACAUGGAAAACGCAAGAGAUAGAGGAAUAUUAGAAAACGUAGUUAUAACAUCUGAAGGAUCAGAUGGGCCCCAAUUCAUACGCCUAUCCGAAAAUUCACAAAUAAUCAGUUCAGAGCUGCUACAAAAUCACAAUGGGCUGGUUGUCAAUUUAGAUGGCAACGAGUACUUACCAGUAACCUACAGUUCUGAAGACCUUCUGAGCUCAGAAUUAACAGAGGAAGAUCGAAAUCUUGCAGCCGCCCUCGUAGCUGUUCAACUGAGUCAGCAACAGAAGCAACAGCAACUGCAAGAUGCCUCUCUUCCACCUUUGAUUGCCAGCAAUAAAAUGUUAGAAGAGCACCAACAGCUGAUUCUUACAGACAAAGCCACUGGCAACCCUCAGUAUUUGAAAAUUGUAAACUCUGAUAAUAUUUACAUAGACCAGGAGGGGCUUCAUAAAAUAGUUGAAAAUGUUAGACUUGUAGACGAUACUACAGAUCAAAGUAUUCCUAUUGAAACAAUACAUCAGGUUGAAGAUGAAGAGCCUACAAUAAAUCUGAAUGAUGAUAAAAUUGAAAUCAUUGAACAUGACGAUAAAAUGGAUUCUGAUGGAGAAUCUACUUAUUCAAGAAACGAUCAUAGAACUUCAAAAAAAUCGUUGCCUCAUAAAAAAAGAAUCAGCAGGAGACUGAGAAAGAACAGUACAAUUACCAAAAAACACACUUGCAGCUUUUGCAGUCAAAAUUUCGCUAACCCCAGUGAAUUGCAAGAACAUGAAGGCUCAUGCAAUGCUGCUAAAGUGCCUAUAAACUCCCCAUUUUCGUGUCAACUGUGCAACACAGCAUUCGAAGAUCAAUUGAAAUUUUUUGAGCAUCUAAAAAAACAUUAUGAACCUGGCGGUUUAAUUGCUACACCAGUAUUACCAACUCCUGAAGCCCCACCAGUUGAAGAAAAAAAAAAGAAGUCUCCUCCAACCCUCAAGCAGGAAAAAAAAGUUGCUGGAGAAGAAAAAGAAGAAACUUUACUGUCAAGCUUAUUAAGCUUACAAUGCAUUGAAUGCAAUAAAACCUUUAGACGUCAAAAAACCUUUGAGGCUCACAUGAGAGAUGUUCACACCAACAAACCUGAACCUGAAGAUGAAUUUUCUGAUGCAGAGGACAUGAUGGCAGGCAUUGAUGUAGCUGUAGACUAUGACAGUCUCCAAGGGGAUGAUCGUGAAGACGACAGCAAAGCUUGGUACCAAGAAGAAGAACUCCAUCAAACUGAAAAAGACUUGGAAGAAUUGGAAGACAAAAAUGAGCACGUUUGCCACUUGUGCAAACAACCUUUUGCUCUGCGAGCAAUUUUACUGCAACAUUUGGUUAUGUGUAGAGUUACCAGUGGCAUGACUGAGCCAACUCCUGCAGUAAUAGUCAGAAAAAAAAAUAAAAAAAUUAAAGAAAAGCUCAAUUGUGAGUUGUGCGAACGUGUUUUCAAACACAGAAAUUCAUUGGUUUAUCACAUGAGGAGUCACAGUGGCGUGAGGCCUCAUCAAUGCGAACUAUGUGGCAAAAGCUUCUUUGCUUCUAGUGCCCUAAAAGUUCAUUUGAGGUUGCAUUCAGGAGACAAGCCUUAUGACUGUGUCCAUUGCGGCCGCAAAUUCCGCCAAUGGGGCGACCUAAAGUAUCACAUAACAUCAAUUCAUUCAAACGAGAAAAACUACCAAUGCGAAUAUUGCGGCAAAGAGUUUGCAAGGAAGUAUUCCUUGGUGGUGCACAGGCGUAUUCAUACGGGCGAGAGAAACUACAAAUGCGAAUAUUGUGGCAAAACUUUCAGGGCUUCAUCCUAUUUGCAGAAUCACAGAAAAAUUCAUACCGGGGAGAAACCCCAUAACUGUUCGAUUUGUGCUAAGCCUUUCAGGGUGCGGUCUGAUAUGAAGAGGCAUGAGAAAACACAUGGGAAAGUUGCUGCACCAAGGGGUUCAAAAGCUCAAGUAGCUCAAGUCGUUCAAGUAAUACAACAACCAGAAGAAGAAGAAGAAGAGGUGCAAGAGUUUAAAGUGCACAAAAACGAAGUGGAAGAAAAUGAUGAAUCCAAUGAGUUGCAUAUUGGCGAAGAGGAAGAAGCCACUGAGCAUAUUUUGAGUUAUGAGCAACCAGAUAUUGAAAUGAUGAGCGGAGGAACCAUAACAAAAAGAAAUUUAUAUACAAAUGGUCACGAAUUAUUUUUGGUCACAUAUCCCAAUGAAUUGGUACAGAGAGGUACUGGUGAUGGUAAUACAGAAACUUGGAUACACACUAGUAACUGAAUUUUAAUGUUUCAACUUUUUUUUUUUAUUAAGUGGAAUUUGAUUCAAUUUUCCUUGGACAUUGUAAUUGUAAAUGGAGGAAUAACUUUAUUUUAAGAGAUACUUUUUUGAAUGUAUUUUGAUGUUGCCUGAACAUGCAAUAUUUAGAAGGCAAUGAAAGUUGCUACUUAUUUAAAUACAUGCAUUAGCUUAUGAAAGUAA
Ceutorhynchus assimilis (cabbage seed weevil) is the source of this 3621-nucleotide messenger RNA. The record is from the annotation of a GenBank genome assembly. Lineage: Eukaryota; Metazoa; Arthropoda; Insecta; Coleoptera; Curculionidae.